Molecule: messenger RNA, 666 nt
Organism: Sphenostylis stenocarpa
Lineage: Eukaryota; Viridiplantae; Streptophyta; Magnoliopsida; Fabales; Fabaceae
Source: the annotation of a GenBank genome assembly
AUGUGUCUUUUUGUUAAGCAUGCACCACACUUCACUUCCUCACCCCUUUCUCAUCCCCACCCCCACCAGUGUGCGUUUGAGACCUUCCCCCGGAGAAGGGUUGGUACCCUUUUAAUGCCAUGGUACUUACCUGAACUGAAGAACAGUACCCGUUUGUGCCUCACUGUCAAUGGAAGAAGGCUUUGUUCAAGUUACAGCAAUGACAGUACAUCAGAGCUUUCAGAUGCAUACAGCGAUGAAGGUUCAUCAGAAAGCGAAGAGAAUAAGAAAGGAAAGUCAGUGACAAGCAAUGAGAUCCUGAAGAAACUGAGGAGAUAUGGAGUUUCUGGAAUCCUAUCCUAUGGACUAUUGAACACUGCAUAUUAUCUGGCAACAUUCCUUUUUGUGUGGUUUUACAUUGCUCCAGCACCUGCAAAGAUGGGUUAUGCUGCAGCUGUACAAAGAUUUCUAAAAGUGAUGGCCAUGGUGUGGGCUGGUAGUCAAGUUACUAAACUUAUAAGAGCUGGAGGAGCAUUGGCAAUGGCACCUUUUGUUGACAGAGGAUUGUCCUGGUUUACUGAUAAGUUUAAGUUUCAAUCACAAGGCAAGGCUUUCGUGGCUCUAGUGGGAUUCUGUCUUGGAUUGGCCCUCAUUGUAUUUUUGGUCAUCACACUGCUUUGGGCUUGA